Molecule: messenger RNA, 2646 nt
Organism: Caenorhabditis angaria
Lineage: Eukaryota; Metazoa; Nematoda; Chromadorea; Rhabditida; Rhabditidae
Source: the annotation of a GenBank genome assembly
UUGACCAAGAAUUGUUCUUUUUCGAAUUUGUUGAUUUUGAAGAGUGAGUUAGGAGAAGGGAAAAUUUGGAGGGUCGGCGGAAAAUUGAAAAAAAAAAUCUAGAGGCGGCUGUGAGUUCGAAUAUCGACAUUUUUGACCCAAAAAUUAUUUUUAAAUUGUUGAAAAACACAUUUGUUUGGAAAAUUGUUUCAGAAAAUUCCAGGUUCUCCAUCGAAAUUAAAAAAAAAUAAAGUUAAUUUGAAAAUAAUUCUUGAAAAAUUGAGUUGUUUUUUUAAUUUUCUGAUGUUCGAUGUUGUUGAGCCGAAAUAAAAUGUCAAUCUAGUCUUCACAUUAUCAUCUCAAAUUCCAUAUUUUCCAGCUCUAACUGCCUCGAGUUCUGGUUAUGGUUCAAUUCCAAAUCCCGAAAUAUCAGUUCGAUAUGUUCAACUUGCUGCAAAUGUUUAUUGUUCUCCUCGAUUAUUCGAAGCGCAAGAAAAUGAAUUCCUAAAAGCAACAAUGACAUCUUUAUCGAUUAUUGUAAUUGCUGCAUGUUCACAUCAAAAUUUGAAAGAUUCAUUGGCUAAAAGGGUUUGUUUAUUGAAUCCUUAUAUUUUCAUUCCCAAAAACUAAAUAAAUGUUUGCAGUUAUAUCGAUCAGUUGGUGAUAUUUUGAGUGCAUUUCCAUACAAUCAAUUUGAAUUUUCAAAAAUGAUUGUUUCUUCAAUAUUUUCAACUUUUGAAUCAGUUGACUCCAAUCAAAAACAUCGACUUGAAUUAUUAUGUCGAUUAGUUGACACGGAUCGAUUAUUCAUUUCGGAUGUUCAUAAAUGGUCUGAAGAUGUUUAUUCAAGAAAAAAGGAGAUUUUCGAUUCGUAUCCUAAACUUUUUGCAUUUUUAUGUUUUUCAAUUGGAACUGAUAAUCUGACUGUUCCUGCUGUUUUAUUUCCAACACCUGAAUUGAGAUAUGAAACUGCGAGAAUUGCAUUCAGAAAUGGGAAAUGGAAAGAUGUUGCAUUGCCGAAUUUGAAAGGAAUCAAUACUUUGGUGGGAAAUUUAUUUUUAGACGAAAAAUCAAUUUAUCAUUUCCAGAACAUGAAUCAAACUGAAGGAGAUUGGAUAAACGCGCUCCAAGAACUUGCUGAAUCUCAGAUUUCUGAAAUAAACCCGGAAAAUUUGAAAAUUCAACAAAAACAUUUGCGAUCUUCAUUAUCGAUUUUGAAAACAUCGAAAGAUGUUCCGAAAUUUGCAGAAUCUCUUAGAUUUCCGAUUGAUUUUCUAAGUUUGUCUCCUCACAACUUCGGAACUUUAUUCGCAUAUUUUAUCGAUUUUUGUGGUUUUUACGAGGGAUUUAUCGGCGGCGCUUGUUAGAGGACAAUUUUAUAAUCCAAUUGUGGCCAAGAGGUUUUUAGCAGCUGUAAGUUUAUAGAAGUUUGACGGAUUUCUGAAUCGCUUAUCCAAGUUUCAACCAUUUUAAUUCAGAUUUCUACUGUUGAACAACCAAUCAAUGAAUGUUUAUCUCAAUGGUCGAUUUUGUCACGAACCUCAUUUUGUGCCGAUCCGACAAGUUUUGAUCUCAUAACUAUUUAUUAUUCAAGAAUUUCUGUGUUGUUGGCUGCAAUCAAAGUUGUCCUUGGAAAACAAUCCAUCGAAACGUAAUUCAUUUUUUUUCUAAAAAUGUUUCAUAUAAGAAUAAUCUGAAAUUCCAGAAUAAUUCAACUUGCUCCUUUGUCAAAUAAUCGAACUUGUAGUCAAUUUCAACACGAAAUGUUACAAUGGGCGAUUGGAAGAAUUGCAUUUUUGAAAGUUGAGAAUUCAGUUGAUUUGACGACAAUUCAAACACUUGAUUCGAUUUUGAAACAUAUUGCAAGUAUUCCUUAUAUGCUUCCGAGAUUCUUUUUCCAACAGUUUUAUAAUGUUAAUAUCAAGGUGAGGAUUUUGAAUGAGAUAUGGAAUUAUUGGAAAUGGCUGAAAAUCAUUUCAGCACUUAAAAAAUACAACAAAAAAUGUGUUUGAAAAAACUAACCUCCCAGGUUUUGGAGCUUGAAAUUGAGCACCGUAUUCAAUGUUCUAGAAAAACAUGAACAAUUCUAACUUUUCAAAAUUAAUUUUCAGCAAAAAAGCAUAGACCCACUCUUCUCAAUUUUCUGAAUAACACCUGGAAAUUUUGCAGAUCUCAACAACUCCACAGAGCGAGAAGAAUCGGGCUGUAAAUGUUGUUUCUGGUGAAACUGUUCCGAUUCGAAUCGAUGGUGCAAUUAAUUCGAAUCAUCCAUCAGCAAUUCGAAGUGUUAUUGUGAUUGCAGAAGUUGCAUUUUUAUCAAAUCACGCGGCAAGUUUACUGUUUUAAAAUUCUCAAAAUAUAACUCUUCUUUUUCAGCAUAAUUUCACAUUGACUGAAACUGUCGAACCGACUGACAAAAAUUAUUUCACCGCGCAGUUUUUGCUCACUUUUAAAUGGGUUAGUUUGAUUUAAAUUUUUUAUUUCUCUAAAAAAUAAAAAAAAAACACAUUUCAGUCAUGCGACAUCAAAUUUCGAAUAGAAUUUAUUGAUUCAACUUGUCGAAAACAAUGGAAAUCCACGUCGAAACCUACAGUACUACCAAUAAAUGUGAGAGAAAUUGGAAAAUCGAGACAAGGUGUGGCUGCUGCUUAUAAUAGUAUGGAAUAA